Molecule: messenger RNA, 312 nt
Organism: Acanthocheilonema viteae
Lineage: Eukaryota; Metazoa; Nematoda; Chromadorea; Rhabditida; Onchocercidae
Source: the annotation of a GenBank genome assembly
AUGGCUACCCGUCCCGAGGACGGAACCAUGCACGCAGUAAGCAAAUCGAUCAAAAUAGCUGGAAAGAUAAGUGGAAAGAAUUUGGGUCCAGGGACGUUGAACCGGAACUGGAGAGAUGCUUCCGUACUUGGCUAUGAUGAAUGUCGGAGUCGGAGCAAAUGCUCAAAUGUAACUGUUUGGCGCAACCAAACAACGAAAGGAACCCAUUUCCAUCCCCAAUCCACUUUUACGAUUGCAAACGUCCGAACACCUCGGGAGCAAUCUGAUGAGAUUGAAGUGAAUGGUACUACCGGAGCUACUGAUAGUUCUUAG